Messenger RNA from Asparagus officinalis (garden asparagus), 2933 nucleotides. RefSeq names its product pyrophosphate-energized membrane proton pump 2. The record is from RefSeq and is a predicted model, not a curated record. NCBI's taxonomy places the organism in Eukaryota, Viridiplantae, Streptophyta, Magnoliopsida, Asparagales, Asparagaceae. The transcript is spliced from 15 exons. Gene Ontology annotation, biological process: proton transmembrane transport. Gene Ontology annotation, molecular function: inorganic diphosphate phosphatase activity; diphosphate hydrolysis-driven proton transmembrane transporter activity. Gene Ontology annotation, cellular component: membrane. The coding region runs from base 260 to 2662 and encodes 800 amino acids.
AAAACGGGUCGAAUUAACCCGAACCCAAACCGUACCCGAUAUUUCACCUCGUCGUCAUCAAGAAAGCACUCGCUCUCUCUUUCUCUAAACCUGUGUUCCUGAGCUCCGCUCGCUGUGGAUUUCCUAAACCCUAGCUCGAUUCUAAGAAACAAAACCAUUCAAAAUUCAGCAAUCAGGUUCAGGGAGUGACUUGCCCCCUGGCGGGGAGGUUGCUCCUUUCCCUGUUGUCCGGAGGGUGAAUUCCUCCCUUGCUAUCGCAAUGGAUGACGAUGUGGAGAAUGGAAUCGUGGGCUCAUACCAAGACCAACCCAGGACAUUUCCCAACAUGCAGAGUAAAGCACAAGUCCCUCAGAUCCUUCGGGUGUUCAUGAGAAUAGAUGUUCGUAUUUUGUUUGUCCUUCUUCUUUUGGCAUUUGGAGCUGUGAUUUACAUUGGAGCUAGGACUUCCCCAAUUGUUUUGUUUGUCUUCUCCAUCUGUGUGCUCAGCUUCUUCUUUUCAAUAUAUCUGACAAAGUGGGUUCUUGCAAAAGACGAGGGGCCUCCCGAAAUGGUCCAGAUAUCGGAGGCAAUAAGGGAUGGAGCAGAAGGUUUUUUCCAGACUCAAUACGGAACAAUUUCCAAGAUGACUAUAAUACUGGCGCUUGUCAUCCUUAGCAUUUAUCUCUUCCGUAGCUCAACUCCGCAACAGGAAUCAUCCGGUUUGGGAAGGUCAACAUCUGCGUAUGUUACAGUUGCUGCUUUUCUCCUUGGGGCUCUAUGUUCUGGGGUUGCUGGAUAUGUUGGAAUGUGGGUAUCUGUCCGUGCAAAUGUUCGCGUCUCUAGUGCUGCUAGGCGUUCUGCUAGGGAGGCUCUGCAGGUUGCUGUUCGGGCUGGUGGUCUUUCAGCCAUUAUUGUUGUCGGCAUGGCUGUAAUUGGUGUGACCUUCCUAUAUGCUACAUUUUAUGUCUGUUUUGGAGUAGGCUCACAUGGUACGAUGAAGGUCACAGACUUGCCUCUUCUCCUCGUAGGAUAUGGUUUUGGUGCCUCGUUUGUUGCUCUUUUUGCUCAGCUUGGUGGUGGAAUUUAUACAAAAGCAGCAGAUGUAGGAGCCGAUCUGGUUGGGAAAGUAGAACAGGGAAUACCUGAAGAUGAUCCUAGAAAUCCUGCUGUGAUUGCAGACCUGGUUGGUGACAAUGUUGGUGAUUGUGCUGCUCGAGGUGCUGAUCUUUUUGAGAGUAUAGCUGCAGAAAUAAUUAGUGCUAUGAUACUUGGAGGCUCUAUGGCUCAGCGCUGUAAAAUUGAAGAUCCUUCCGGGUUUAUCCUAUUUCCUCUUGUUGUCCACUCUUUUGACUUAGUGGUAUCAUCUGUGGGCAUACUCUCAAUCAGGGGAACACGUGACACUGGAGCUAAGGUUCCUAUAGAAGACCCCAUGGUGAUACUCCAGAAAGGCUAUUCAGUUACAAUAGUCUUAGCUGUUGUAACUUUCGGCCUGUCAACUCGAUGGUUACUUUACACUGAACAAGCUCCUACAGCAUGGUUGAACUUUGCCUUAUGCGGCUUGGUAGGAAUCAUUACAGCAUACUUGUUUGUCUGGAUCACCAAGUAUUACACAGAUUAUAAGCACGAGCCUGUCCGUCUGCUAGCUCUUUCAAGUUCUACAGGACAUGGAACUAAUAUUAUUGCAGGCAUAAGCUUAGGUUUGGAGUCAACAGCUCUGCCUGUUCUUGUGAUUAGUGUAGCGAUCAUCUCAGCUUUCUGGCUGGGACGUACCUCAGGCCUGGUGGAUGAAACUGGGAGUCCUACUGGUGGUCUAUUUGGAACAGCUGUAGCAACAAUGGGGAUGCUCAGUACAGCAGCUUAUGUGCUCACUAUGGAUAUGUUUGGACCAAUAGCUGACAAUGCAGGUGGAAUUGUUGAGAUGAGUCAGCAGCCUGAAAGUGUUCGGGAAAUCACAGAUGUCCUGGAUGCUGUUGGUAACACAACAAAAGCUACUACUAAAGGAUUUGCUAUUGGCUCUGCAGCCCUUGCUUCUUUUCUCCUUUUUAGUGCUUAUAUGGAUGAAGUGGCUUCAUUUGCUCAACUCCCUUUUAAAGAGGUUGACAUAGCGAUCCCAGAGAUUUUUGUUGGAGGGCUGCUGGGUUCUAUGCUUAUUUUUUUGUUUAGUGCUUGGGCUUGUUCGGCUGUUGGCAGAACUGCUCAGGAAGUUGUCAAUGAAGUUAGGAGACAGUUUAUUGAGAGGCCAGGUAUAAUGGAUUACAAAGAGAAACCAGAUUAUGGUCGUUGUGUCUCCAUAGUGGCAUCUGCAUCCUUGCGAGAAAUGAUAAAACCUGGUGCUUUAGCAAUUAUUUCGCCAAUUUUAAUCGGAUUCCUUUUCCGGUUAUUGGGUCAAGCCACAGGCCAACAACUUCUUGGAGCCAAAGUUGUGGCAUCAAUGCUAAUGUUUGCUACAGUUACUGGCAUCCUUAUGGCCCUCUUCCUAAAUACUUCUGGAGGAGCCUGGGAUAAUGCUAAAAAGUACAUUGAAACUGGUGCUCUGGGAGGCAAAGGAAGUGAGUGCCAUAAAGCAGCAGUAACCGGAGAUACGGUUGGAGAUCCAUUCAAAGACACAGCAGGGCCUUCCCUCCAUGUUCUUAUAAAGAUGCUCGCCACCAUUACGCUGGUCAUGGCUCCCAUCUUUCUGUGAAAAAUCUAUUGUAUAUGUUUGAUCUUGACUGAACCAGAAGUAUACGUCCAUAUACCUGUUACUUGUAAAUGCAAGUUUCUUAGUGGCGGUAGUUACAUGUGGAGUGAUUGUUGCUGGAUUUUUGUGUCCCGAGGAGAUUCAGUUCGGCGUGACCCCUUCUCUCGAGUGAUGUAAUCAUUAGAUCUUUCCGGGAAAAAAAUGAGUACUGAUUGUACAUAUAAAUGAAUCAAUUGGAGAAUGCAGAAGGUUUUGGCAUAUGCUCUCUUGUAUA